AUGACAACAAAUCUCUUUAGCUUCUCUCUCCUCAUAUUCUCUCUCACCCUCCUUUUCCUAACCAUACUAUACAGUGAAAAGCUUUACAAGAUUGAUAGACAUGAAAAUGAAAUCAUGUCUAUAAACAUAAACUUUGCCUCAAGAUUAAGUAGAAGUACCCCUCGAUGGUACCAAGUUGUGGCAAGAAAGAUGAAUAGAAAAAAGAUCAAAAUCGGUUUACUUCACGUUGCAAACGGAUCAUUCAGUGAAAAAAUGGUAUACGAAGAAGAAGUAGAGGUGGUGAACAUACUCUUUGAACCUGUUUCUAAGGAAGUAAAGUGGAAUGACCUAUUCCCAGAGUGGGUUGAUGAAACUUUACCAUGGGACUCAACCAGGUGCCCGUAUAUCCCGAUGCCACAGUUUGACAAGUACGAUGACCUAGACGUGGUUGUGGCCAACGUUCCAUGUGGAGAAGGAAGGAGAGGCCGCGGUAGAAAUUACGAUGAUGUUCUAAGGUUACAAGUGAAUUUGAUGGUAGCUAACUUGUUGGUAAGAAGUGGGAGAAAGAAUGUUAAUGGGAUUGAUGACCACAAAGUAUUUGCUGUGUUUGGAGGAUCAUGUGGUCCUAUGUGGGAGAUUUUUCGAUGCGAUGACCUGCUAUGGCAUGAAGGGAAGUCUUGGGUUUAUAGGCCUGACUUGGGAAAACUGAAGCAGAAGGUGCUCAUGCCUGUUGGCUCAUGUCAGCUUGCCCCUCCCAUUGCAGAACCAGGCCAAGACGGAAGGGACAAGGCAAAAGAAGCUUAUGUUAGUGUACUUCAUUCAUCAGAAGAUUACGUCUGCGGUGCAAUAGCUUUGGCUCAAAGCAUAAUUAGAUCAAACUCUACUAAAGACCUCAUCCUGCUCGUAGACGAUUCAAUAUCCACGAAAUCCUUACAAGGGCUAAAAGCAGCAGGAUGGAAAAUCAAGCACAUAACACGAAUCCGCAGCCCUCAUGCAAGAAGUGAAACGUAUAAUGAGUGGAACUACAGCAAACUCCGGAUAUGGCAACUCACAGAAUACAGCAAGCUUAUAUUCAUCGACUCUGACUUCAUAGUUCUGCGAAACACAGAUGAAUUCUUCAUUUACCCACAACUAUCAGCAGCUGGGAACAGCCGGUACGUCUUCAACUCCGGAUUCAUGUUGGUUGAGCCAUCAAACUGCACGUUUGAGACCCUCAUGAGACAAAGAAUCAAGGUGGCAUCUUACAACGGGGGAGACCAGGGAUUCCUUAACGAAAUGUUCAUGUGGUGGCAUCGGUGGCCGACUAAGCUGAAUUUUCUCAAGGAUUUCAAUCUCCUGCCUAAUUACUCAAUGCAUGAACUCAUCCCUCAAGAUGUCUAUGCUUUGCAUUACUUAGGAUUCAAGCCGUGGAUGUGCCGUCAAGAUCAGGACUACGAUUGCAACUGGGAUGUGCCUGAAAAUAAGCGGUUUGCAAGUGAUUCAGCUCAUCGGAUAUGGAGGCAAGUGUACAAUAGCAUGCCCAGUAUACUUAGAGUUCAUUGUGUGUUGACUCCAGAAAUGGAAGCUAGAAAAAGAAUGCACAUAGCAACAAUGGAUUUUAAUGGCAGAUUUGGUAGAAAGUUUGUCGACAAUUUGUAACAACGAAAUGGUAAUAGAGGAUCGAAUUUUCUGUUGCAAAGUAUAUUUUAUCAUCUAGACAUUCUUGUUUACUUU
Messenger RNA from Sesamum indicum (sesame), 1692 nucleotides. Lineage: Eukaryota; Viridiplantae; Streptophyta; Magnoliopsida; Lamiales; Pedaliaceae. The record is from RefSeq and is a predicted model, not a curated record.